UGAACUUAUGUCUACAAUGGCGCCUGUCGUGAAGUUUUUAGAAAAAAAUUUAAAAUUAGUUGAACUUGUAGAUUUAGUAAAGAAUCCAGAAAAAUGCAUUUGUUCGAUGGUUUUAUUUUUCUUUUUAGAAAUUUUCGUCAAUGUCUUUGUCAUUCACAACAUCAAAUACACGGAGAUUGACUGGAAGGCAUACAUGCAGGAGGUGGAAGGAGUGAUCAACGGAACGUAUGACUACUACCAUUUAAAAGGAGACACUGGACCACUUGUGUAUCCAGGAGGUUUUGUGUACUUCUUCAUGUUCUUGUACCAUCUGACCAGCCGUGGGGCGAACAUAAGAUUGGGGCAGUACGUAUUUGCCUACCUCUAUCAGUGCACACUACUCGCAGUCUUCUUCAUCUAUUAUAAGACCAAAAAAGUACCUCCCUAUGUUUUCUUCUUCAUGUGUUGCGCCUCGUAUCGCAUCCAUUCCAUAUACGUGCUGCGUCUCUUCAACGACCCCGUUGCCAUCACUUUGUUUUACGCCAGUGUCUGCUUUAUUCUUAUUGAUAGGUGGAAGACGGCUUGUCUCAUUUAUAGUGCAGCAGUAUCAAUAAAGAUGAACAUCUUGUUAUUUGCUCCCGGCCUGCUCGUCCUCAUGUUACUAAGGUUCAAGGUCACUCAGGUGAUCCAACUACUCUCUAUAUGUGCUGGCCUACAGAUAUUCCUGGGACUGCCGUUCUUAGUGAUGAACCCGGCUGCCUACAUUAUCCGAUCAUUCGAAUUCAGCAGACAGUUUCUCUUCCAGUGGACUGUUAACUGGAGGUUCCUGUCAGAAGAAAUUUUUCUGGAUAGGAGAUUUCACGCACUGCUUCUAUUGGCACAUCUCUCUUUUAUUAUCUACUUCACUUUUACUCACUGGACUAGGAGGUAUGGUGGAGUUAGGGCACUGUGGUCAUCUGCCGUCGGACAUCGGGAUGACACCCCUCUUGACCCUAAUACAAUAGUUCUAACGUUGUUCUCGAGCAACUUGCUAGGAAUGUGCUUCAGCAGGUCGUUACAUUAUCAGUUCUACGUUUGGUACUUUCACACGCUACCCUAUUUAUUCUGGUCUACUAACUUAUCCACUGUUUUUAGGUUACUAUUGCUAGGCGUUAUAGAAUUAUGUUGGAACACAUAUCCGUCUACAAUUUACAGCAGCCUGGCCUUGCACGCCUCUCACUUCAUCCUUCUUAUCUCUCUUAUAAUUUCCGAACGACGGAGGAAAGAUGAAAUCGUCGAGAAAGAAGAGACACGAAAAACCGAUUGAUUUUGAUUCAUUUGUUAAUAAAUUUUAUUUUAAUUUUAAGUUCAUUUUAUUUUAUCGUAUCCUAUUUUCUUUUGUUCGUUUGUUUUAAAGAUUGGUUUGGUAUCUUAUUGUAUUGCAGUUGCGUGUGUUUUAAAUUGUUGAUAUUUGAAAUUUUCAGUGUGGAGUUCAGUUAAAUAGAAAAAAUUUAUUUCAAGAAAA
This is a messenger RNA of Helobdella robusta, 1483 nucleotides long. RefSeq lists its product as hypothetical. NCBI's taxonomy places the organism in Eukaryota, Metazoa, Annelida, Clitellata, Rhynchobdellida, Glossiphoniidae. Gene Ontology annotation, cellular component: endoplasmic reticulum. The coding region runs from base 8 to 1285 and encodes 425 amino acids. Gene Ontology annotation, molecular function: dol-P-Man:Man(5)GlcNAc(2)-PP-Dol alpha-1,3-mannosyltransferase activity. The transcript is spliced from 9 exons. The record is from RefSeq and is a predicted model, not a curated record.